AUGAGCAACAUAAUCGAGUCCAAUUGUGAUACUACCCAACUGGACUGUGCACAAAUUAAAAAUAGUCAACCAUGUUCAAAUGAUUCUGAUGAUUGUGUUAAUGGUAUAACGAAGGCUCUCAUAAUUGCUUUGUUUACUAGACCACUGGAUCGAAAGUUUAUUACAGAGUUAGAAAGCAACAUUGUCAAAUUUAUUAAUUCGGACGCCAGAACUGUAAACCUCGAGACAAUGAACUCAUAUCAUAGAUUCUUAUCUUACAAAGUUGCAGAUUAUCAUGAGUUGAAGCAUACUGUGUUGCGAAAAGAUGACACGCCUGCUAUUGUGCUUUACAAAGAUACCAUUGCACCAAUGACAUUGAAACUUCCGUUACUUAAAGAUUUGAAACUCGAAGAUUAUAGUACGGUUCUAAUAUCCUCAACUUUAGAGAAAAUUACACUGAAUGAUCCUGAUGGUUUUAAUAAACAAUUACCAUCGAAAACCACGAUUCUUAAGAAUAAGAAGGUGAAACUUUUGAAAAGAAGUGGCAAGCUUACAUCUAAUUUAGAAAAUGAAAAGGAUAAACCAAGUAUCCCAACUAUUCAGAAGCAAGAAGCAAUGGUAAUCUCUCCAAAUAAUUUAAGUCAGGACUCAAUUGACAGCCUCGAAGAACAACGACUUCGAAAGGAAAAAGAAUACGAAGAAACAAAACUGAAGAUAUUUAAUGAUAAUAAAGAUGUGAAUUACCAUAAUGAAGAUUCUGAGGAUGAUGAUAUAAAUUUGAAAGCAGAAAAUCAAAGUUUUAAAGAAAAAAAGAAUGAGAGGGAUAUUGAAGAGCAUAUAUGGGGCCAAAUAGAGGGUUCCAUACCCAAGAUAAGUGACGAUGAUUCACCGCGAUAUUAUAAACCAAAAUCUACCAAGCAAAAUAAGGAUUUAAAAAAUCCUAGGUACAACAAUUAUAAUUUAAAACAAGAAGAUGGAUAUUCUAAUAUGAUUCCAUCGAACCCUGUUUAUCCAUCUUACCCGGUAUAUGGUGAGUAUCCAACACUUCCAAUGGGGCAGACAUACCAACAAUAUAUACCACAGAUGAGGUUUUCGCCUCCACUCAAUGGUUAUGAUUUUCAAAAAUCUGUUCCAUUUAUGAAUUACCAACCUCAACAAGGAACAGGUUUUUACAAUGGGUAUAAUAUCCCAAUGAAUGGUUACGGAGUUCCAUAUAAUGGUCCUUCAUACAAUGUACCACCACCUGUCUUAAACAAGAACCAACCAAAAGGAAAAAAUUAUAGUAAUGACAAUAGGACUCCGUCAGGAAACGGUUAUCCUAAUAAAUAG
Maudiozyma saulgeensis is the source of this 1308-nucleotide messenger RNA. The record is from the annotation of a GenBank genome assembly. Lineage: Eukaryota; Fungi; Ascomycota; Saccharomycetes; Saccharomycetales; Saccharomycetaceae.